AUGGAUUAUUCCCCCUCGCAGUUACUUAAUAGUAGAAUAUACAAAACUAAACUUCCUACAUCAAAUGAGUUAUUACAGCCCCAAUUGUGUAAAGAUGUAAGAGAAAGGUUAGAGGCAAAACGUUCAUUGAAUUUAAAAUAUGAUAAAACUUGGGACUCUAGUAAGAUCCUUAAAAGCAAUGUUGCUCCUAGGUCAUACAUUGUUCAAAAUAGUCACAAUAAUGUUGUCAGAAGAAACAUGUAUGAUAUAAAGCCUUCUAAAAAUAAAUUUUCAACAAAAACUGACCUAAGUAACGAUAUUGUUGUAAUAUCAGCUGAACCUAUACCUAACAAUACAACGUCAGAACUACAGUCGGAUAGUCAUAGCAAAGUAACUAUGUCAGAUUCUCAACCAGUUGAACCUGAACUUUCUGCCUCUAGCCCACCACCUCAUCAAUAA
This is a messenger RNA of Psylliodes chrysocephalus, 438 nucleotides long. NCBI's taxonomy places the organism in Eukaryota, Metazoa, Arthropoda, Insecta, Coleoptera, Chrysomelidae. The record is from the annotation of a GenBank genome assembly.